Messenger RNA from Diospyros lotus (date-plum), 1707 nucleotides. RefSeq names its product AP-4 complex subunit mu. The coding region runs from base 111 to 1466 and encodes 451 amino acids. Gene Ontology annotation, cellular component: trans-Golgi network; clathrin adaptor complex; cytoplasmic vesicle. The transcript has 13 exons. Gene Ontology annotation, biological process: protein targeting; Golgi to lysosome transport. The record is from RefSeq and is a predicted model, not a curated record. NCBI's taxonomy places the organism in Eukaryota, Viridiplantae, Streptophyta, Magnoliopsida, Ericales, Ebenaceae.
AAUAGCACAAAUUGUGUUGUGGAAAACCAGAAGGCCACUCGAAACGGAGAGGUGAAAUCGAUCAUAUCGGAGGUUUUGCAGCGAGGCGAAGCAGGAGACUGAAGCUAGGCAUGAUCUCGCAGUUCUUCGUCCUGUCGCAGAGAGGCGACAACAUUGUCUUCCGCGAUUACCGUGGUGAUGUACAAAAAGGAAGUGCAGAGAUAUUUUUCCGCAAAGUGAAGUUCUGGAAGGAGGAUGGGGGAGAGGAGGCUCCACCUGUCUUUAAUGUGGAUGGUGUGAACUACUUCCAUGUGAAGGUUGUUGGAUUGCUGUUUGUUGCAACCACAAGAGCCAAUGUAUCCCCGUCGUUUCUGUUGGAACUUCUACAGAGGAUUGCUCGUGUCAUCAAAGAUUACCUUGGUGUCCUCAAUGAAGAUUCACUACGGAAAAAUUUUGUACUUGUGUAUGAGUUACUUGAUGAAGUUAUUGAUUUUGGUUAUGUGCUAACGACAUCCACAGAAGUUUUGAAGUCCUAUGUAUUUAAUGAGCCAAUUGUGGUUGAAGCUGCACGCUUGCCAACCCUUGGCCCUGCUGGCAUCUUUAUGCAAGGGAACAAAAGAAUGCCAGGAACAGCUGUCACGAAAUCUGUCGUAGCAAACGAGCCUGGGGGUCGGAAGAGGGAGGAAAUUUUUGUAGAUAUAAUUGAGAAAAUAAGCAUUACGUUCAGCUCUAGUGGAUAUAUACUGACUUCUGAGAUUGAUGGCACCAUUCAAAUGAAGAGUUAUCUCACUGGCAAUCCAGAAAUCCGGUUAGCCCUCAAUGAGGAGUUGAGCAUAGGAAGAGGCGGGAGAUCAAUCUAUGAUUAUAGUGGUUCCUCUGGAUCUGGAGCAGUGAUUUUAGAUGAUUGCAAUUUCCAUGAAUCUGUACAUCUUGAUAGCUUUGAUAUGGACAGAACUCUGACUUUGGUGCCACCAGAUGGUGAAUUUCCUGUCAUGAAUUACCGUAUUACUCAGGAAUUCCGGCCUCCUUUUCAUAUCAAUGCAUUGAUUGAAGAAGCUGGACCACUUAAGGGUGAAGUGAUUAUUAAAGUGCGUGCUGAAUUUGCCUCAAGCAUCACAGCAAACACUAUUGUAGUGCAGAUGCCAGUACCAAUGUAUACCUCCAGAGUUAGUUUUGAGUUGGAACCUGGUGCAGUUGGACAAAUGACUGAUUUUAAGGAGUCAAAUAAGAGACUUGAAUGGAGUAUAAAAAAGAUUGUUGGUGGAUCUGAACAUACACUGCGUGCAAAGCUGACAUUUUCACAGGAAUCACAUGGAAACAUCACAAAGGAAGCUGGACCUGUGAGCAUGACCUUUACAAUACCAAUGUAUAACACCUCAAGGCUUCAGGUGAAGUACUUGCAGAUCGCAAAGAAAUCUAAUACAUACAAUCCAUAUCGGUGGGUGAGAUAUGUUACACAAGCGAAUUCUUAUGUUGCUCGUAUAUGAUAGAAGGGAUUCAUUGUCGUCGUUCCAUUUUGUUUGUCACCUUUUCUUUCCCUCAACUCAAAUUUGUGGUGGUUGUGCUAAAUUUCAUAGAUGUACCCUAGACCUAGAGAAACUGCAUAUAUCUUCAUGGUCGUUUAUGUUCAAGUUUUCUUUGCAAAAGAAUAAAUGGUUAAGAUUCUCGUAAUGAAUUUAAUCCAUACGUUUUGCUGUUUGUAUUUAUAUAUCAAACACUUUUUCAGAA